AUGAGCGGGAUUUGCAGCUGCAGCCGCCAAUCUUCUCCUUUGAAGACAAUCAAGAAGCAUCUUUUGUUCAGGCAUCGGGAGAUGAUGACAGCGAUGAUGACAGUGAUGAUGAUGAAAAACGAAGCGACAAAGAAAAGAGUAAAGGGGAUAAGAAAAAGGGAGAGAAAGGUAGCGGACAUGGAGGCCAUGGAGAGCACGGAGAACACGGCAGCCACGAACAUUCAAGUAAAGGAAAAUCAGAGAAAGAGGAAGAGAAGAAAGCUGAGGAAAGAGAAACACGAGGAAGAAGAGGAAGAAGAGAAGAAAGAAAAGAGAGAGGAACCACACAAACCUGAAAAUCUGCUAACUAGCCCCCAAGAACAAUCGAAAUUUAUAAUGUCGUCAAUGAACAACGCCACACAAGAAAGCUACGGAGCGAUGGAGAAACUGGUGAAGGUGAUGGAUUACCUGCACGGUGUUGUUUCCUUAUUGAAUCAGAUAAUACAACUUGCUCCCCCCAGCCCUACUUUUUCUGAAACAGUUAUUUUAGAGUCUCCAGGCAAAAAGAUAUCACUAAAAGCUCUUCUAGAUGAGGCAGCUAACGUCAGAAGCAGCGUAGAUGCUCUCUUCACCAUGCUCAUGUCAGCUAAGCAUUCUAUCAUUGGCGCCAUCAACAGAGCAAUACCCGCAAGGCCCCCAGCAGCAGCACCAGCAGCAGCAGCAGCAGCAGCAGCAGCGGCAACUACACCACCACCUCCUAAGUAG
Molecule: messenger RNA, 744 nt
Organism: Eimeria mitis
Lineage: Eukaryota; Apicomplexa; Conoidasida; Eucoccidiorida; Eimeriidae
Exons: 3
Coding region: 1-744 (247 amino acids)
Source: RefSeq, a predicted model, not a curated record